UGGGCUCGGUGAAAAGGUCUUUACGUGGGUCGGAGGAGUGCUUCCCGUGUUGGCAAGAAAACCAAGACAGUUACGAGCUCUUUCUGUGUGUUAUUUCUCGACUUUGUGUGUUCAAUUUCUACAAAAGUCUUCACUGACUGUGAUUGUCAGUGUUUUUAAAUCGGAAGGGUUACGCUUUUUUUUUUUUCCACGGAGAAACUUUACAAAGGAGUAAACGAGCUAAGUUCUAGGAGGUGUAUGUCAGGAUGGCCCAGUGGAACCAGUUACAGCAGCUGGAGACCAGGUAUCUGGAGCAGCUCUACCACCUGUACAGUGACAGCUUCCCCAUGGAGCUACGGCAGUUCCUCGCCCCCUGGAUCGAGAGUCAGGACUGGGCUUACGCUGCCAACAAGGAGUCACACGCCACACUGGUGUUCCACAACCUCUUGGGAGAAAUAGACCAGCAGUACAGCCGCUUCCUGCAGGAGAACAACGUACUCUACCAGCACAACCUGCGCAGGAUCAAGCAGCACCUGCAGAGCAAGUACUUGGAGAAGCCGAUGGAAAUCGCUCGCAUUGUUGCCCGCUGUCUGUGGGAGGAGCAGAGACUGCUGCAGACCGCCACCACUGCUGUACAGGAUGGCCAGGCUGCACAUCCCACUGGGACAGUAGUGACAGAGAAGCAGCAGAUUCUGGAGCACAACCUCCAAGACAUCAGGAAGCGGGUGCAGGAUAUGGAACAGAAGAUGAAAAUGCUUGAGAACUUGCAGGAUGACUUUGACUUCAAUUACAAGACAUUGAAAAGCCAAGGAGAGUUGUCCCAGGACCUUAAUGGGAAUAGCCAAGCAGCUGCUACCAGACAGAAGAUGGCUCAGCUCGAGCAGAUGCUGAGCGCCCUUGACCAGCUGAGGAGGCAAAUUGUGACAGAGAUGGGAGGCUUGUUGACCGCCAUGGAUUACGUACAGAAGAACCUGACUGAUGAGGAACUAGCAGACUGGAAGAGGAGGCAGCAAAUUGCCUGUAUUGGAGGUCCACCUAACAUCUGCCUGGACCGCCUCGAGACAUGGAUCACAUCCCUGGCUGAGUCCCAGCUCCAGAUUCGUCAGCAGAUCAAGAAGCUGGAGGAGCUCCAGCAGAAGGUGUCCUACAAAGGAGACCCCAUCAUCCAGCACCGGCCCGCCCUGGAGGAGAAGAUUGUGGACUUGUUCAGAAACCUGAUGAAGAGUUCUUUUGUGGUCGAAAGACAGCCUUGUAUGCCCAUGCAUCCAGACAGACCUCUGGUCAUAAAAACAGGAGUGCAGUUCACAAAUAAAGUGAGGUUACUGGUAAAGUUUCCUGAACUCAAUUACCAGCUGAAAAUCAAAGUUUGCAUUGACAAGGAAUCCGGGGAUGUGGCUGCAAUUCGAGGGUCACGAAAGUUCAACAUCCUUGGUACCAACACAAAAGUUAUGAACAUGGAAGAAUCCAACAAUGGCAGCCUGUCAGCAGAGUUUAAACACUUGACCCUGAGAGAACAGAGGUGUGGUAAUGGUGGCCGGACCAAUAGCGACGCCUCUCUGAUCGUCACAGAGGAGCUCCACCUUAUCACUUUUGAGACCGAAGUCUAUCAUCAAGGCCUGAAGAUCGAUCUGGAGACUCAUUCCCUGCCUGUGGUAGUCAUCUCCAACAUCUGCCAGAUGCCCAACGCCUGGGCUUCCAUCCUGUGGUACAACAUGCUCACCAACCACCCAAAGAAUGUGAACUUCUUCACCAAGCCUCCAGUGGGGACGUGGGACCAGGUGGCCGAGGUUCUGAGCUGGCAAUUCUCCUCCACCACCAAGCGAGGCCUGACCAUUGAGCAGCUCACCACACUGGCUGAGAAAUUACUAGGGCCGUGUGUCAACUACUCUGGCUGUCAGAUCACUUGGGCCAAGUUCUGUAAGGAAAACAUGGCAGGCAAAGGCUUCUCCUUCUGGGUGUGGCUGGACAACAUCAUUGACCUGGUGAAGAAGUACAUCCUGGCCCUGUGGAAUGAAGGGUAUAUCAUGGGCUUCAUCAGUAAGGAGAGGGAGAGGGCCAUUCUGAGUCCAAAACCUCCGGGCACUUUUCUCCUGCGCUUCAGUGAGAGCAGCAAGGAGGGCGGCAUUACAUUUACAUGGGUAGAGAAAGACAUCAGUGGAAAGACCCAGAUGCAGUCAGUGGAGCCCUACACCAAGCAGCAGCUCAACAGCAUGUCUUUCGCCGACAUCAUCAUGGGCUACAAGAUCAUGGACGCCACCAACAUCCUGGUUUCGCCUCUUGUGUACCUUUACCCCGAUAUCCCCAAAGAUGAAGCCUUCGGGAAAUACUGCAGGCCAGAAGCAGCUCCUGAGCCGGAGAUGGGCGGAGACUCUACAAGUACUAUUCAGCCAUACUUGAAGACAAAGUUCAUCUGCGUUACACCCACAAACUCUGGAAACACCAGCGACCUGUUCCCCAUGUCGCCGCGCACCCUAGACUCCCUGAUGCACAACGAAGCUGAGGCUAACUCUGCACACCUGGAGUCACUCACGUUGGACAUGGAUGUUGCAUCACCCAUGUGAGGAGAUUUGUUCCUUUAUUUUCUCUGAUGGGUUUUGAUAUUGUGUCGUGAUAGAGGAUUUAUUGAUGAUUUUAUUUUUUCCCUCAAUUCACAUAAUCUACCUGUACAGCUCCUGUGUAAAAAAUGUCUCCCUUUCAAACUGAAUGAUUUCGCAAGACGUUCUUUCAAAAGAGCAUUUCCACUCGUUUAAGCUCUGACUGUCUAUUUGUAGCUCAGUGUUUGAAACUGUUGAUUGAAAAUAAUCAGUUGUAUUUUAAGCAGCAUCUUGCUCCCAUUCAGUACCUCCACAUCUGCGUAUACGUCUUGCGUACCUUUUUAAUUAUCUGGAAUUAUAUUUUUGAGAACAUUGUAUUGACUUUUUCAAAAUGAUUAGGAAUUAAUGUGUUUUUUUUCUUUGAAUAAGAAAUAUAACAAGAAUAAUUGUUCUAUAAGCUAUAGCGCUGUCUAAUCGUACCAUUUUGAUGCAUUUAAUGGGCCGUUUUAAGUCUCUUAUCGCAUUUCUAGCCCCCGCCAAAUGUUUUGUCAAAGGUGUCCCACAAUGCCUUGGUUUCAUUGAAAACGGUUGGUUUCAGGAUAGCUGUCACUAUCAUGAAAUUUCUUAUUUCUUAUAUGUUUCUCAGAGCUCUUUGGGAAUGUUAAAAAGAAACUGUCGAAGGAGAAAAAGACAAGGAAUUUAAGACGAUUUAAGGUUAUUAUUCCUGUAUUAUUUGUUCCCCUUAUAGUGUUGUAAGACAUUACGUGAUAAAACCUAUAAAAGUGGUGUUUGGACUGUGACUUUAUCACUGCCACUUAUAUACUGUCAUUUGUGAUCAUGUGCAUGAAUUCAGUUGACAUGAAAAGAUAUGUAAUGUAAAUCAUUCUUUGAACCUUUUCUUUUCAGAGAAACUUAUUUUAAGGUUUCCACGGAUGGUUGAGGAAGAUGUGACACUCUAACAGAGUGAUCACAGUAAGGUGUGUCACAGUUGAUUUUUAACCGUUCAUACUGACGAUCAAAACUGUCAAGCCACGUGUUGUAGUAUGUCAUACCAUGAAAUGUUGAGAGGAUUUUUGUAAAAUACGCUAAAACUAUUCUUUUUUUUUGGCAAUAAAAUCUGUCAGUGUAA
Messenger RNA from Anoplopoma fimbria (sablefish), 3642 nucleotides. It is a transcript of the gene stat3, whose product is annotated as signal transducer and activator of transcription 3 (acute-phase response factor). The coding region runs from base 246 to 2540 and encodes 764 amino acids. The record is from RefSeq and is a predicted model, not a curated record. The transcript has 23 exons. Gene Ontology annotation, molecular function: DNA-binding transcription factor activity, RNA polymerase II-specific; RNA polymerase II cis-regulatory region sequence-specific DNA binding. Gene Ontology annotation, biological process: growth hormone receptor signaling pathway via JAK-STAT; regulation of transcription by RNA polymerase II; response to peptide hormone. NCBI's taxonomy places the organism in Eukaryota, Metazoa, Chordata, Actinopteri, Perciformes, Anoplopomatidae.